Messenger RNA from Ceratitis capitata (Mediterranean fruit fly), 5275 nucleotides. RefSeq lists its product as hypothetical. The coding region runs from base 2914 to 4254 and encodes 446 amino acids. Lineage: Eukaryota; Metazoa; Arthropoda; Insecta; Diptera; Tephritidae. The transcript has 4 exons. The record is from RefSeq and is a predicted model, not a curated record.
UUUUUCCAAAAAUGCGAAACAACGAAUUUCAGCAUACGGUGUAACAACAAAAAUAAAUUUACAGCUAUUUCGCAACGCUACGAAAGAUCGCCAAACAACGCGAAAAAAAGCAACAGUAAAGAGAAAAACCAUUACGAAUUCUUAAGAUAAAAAAAACGGAAGGUAAAUAGUGAAAUCUGAUUAUAAACAUUAAAAGCGGAAUAAAAAAAAUGUAAAAUAAUUGAAAGAAAAUAUAAAAAUUGCACACAAGCAUACACACCGGCGUAAAGCGAGGUAAACAAACAGUGAAAAAUUUCCAAAACAAUAAAGCAGCUGAUAAUAUUAAAAAGAAAAAAAAAAACAGAGAUAUAAACAACAACAAAUUUUAUCCAUUUGCUCGUCUUGCUGGCAGCAAGCGUGUGAAUACAAAGUAUUUCGAUUGGAAACGCUAACAGUAGAUCACUAACUAACAGACAACAACAACAGUAUAGCCAAGUCAGCUGUUUACGACGCAAUAAAGGUAGAUACAACAAAGGUUGAGAGCAAGAUUUAUUGUUAUUAAAUUACUUGGCCAGCAGAUAUUUGAGUCUUCAACACAAUACCUGCACCCUUACGCCCCUAAAACUAUUCCACCACCACCAAAAGAAAAUAUUUAUGUACAUACGUACAUACAUAUACAUAUACAUAUGUAUGUGUACAACAUAAUUGUAGUAAAUCGUCGUAGCUGUACAAUAAAACCAUAAAUUGGGCUGUAGAGACCGUAGAGAAAGAUCGACGUCAGAAGUAAAGACCUUCAAAGGCUACAAAUACAUGAAUAACAGCGUAUACAGCAACAACAAUACUGAAAGCAAUAAAUAUCGAAAAGCAAACUAUUGUUAUCGUCGUGCCAUAACUGUAGCAUUAUAAUAACAUACUACAUACACGUAUACAUAAUACCUAUAGACAAACAUACGUAAGCGCAUAUGAGCGUUUUGUGGUACAUAGUAACCAAAACAGAAUAGCCGACAACAGCAAAAAAAAAAAAAACUAAAUAAAUAAAUUAAAAUAACUUUUUUUUCUUUUAAUCAAAACCACAUACAUACAUACAUACAUAUAAAUUCAACAAACAAACAAAGCGAGAUAUUAGUCGCAUAUUAUUACGUACAUACAUAAAGCUGUACACUGAUAGCUGCUGGCAGGCAAUCAACCGCUCGACGAUCAUCGGGUCUGGCAUGCAGUACUCGUAUACGUAUAUAUAUAUGAGGUGGCAAAAUUCGUAGCCACAGAUCGUAUGCUGAUCGUAAACAUUUAAAUCGCUACAACACUUUGCCAACAAUUCAGUCGUAUUUUGACUUUUGUACGGAUAACUACCAAGCAAAAAAAAACAGCGAAAAACAAGGAGCAAAUCGGAUUGAGCUACAACCAAUAGCAGACCAGAGCGCCCAAAAAGACUUACAAAAAAAAAAGAGAGCAAAACUACAAAUUCAAGAAAUCCGCUUUUCCAAAACAAAUUUGGAAUAUUUUGAAUUUCCUGUGCUGAACGGUGCAAAGAAAACCGUUUUCCGAUGUCGAUUAAUUCGCCAAUACACACAAACUCUGACCUGAUUUAAACAGGCAAAAAAAAAGUGACAGGUGUUGAGUAAAAUAAAUAAAACACAGCAACAAGAAGAACGCCAAAAAACAAAGGGUGUUGUUUUUUUUGUUUCCGUUUCGUUUUCGAAAAUAUUAUCUAUCGUUUUUUGUUUCGACUUUAAUUUUCGUCGCAUUUCCUCGUACUUUGUGUAAAAAAAAAAAAACACAAAACCAAAGUUGACUCCAGCGCCACAAAUUAACAACUUACGUGCAAUUAAAAAAUUGCUACAAAAAAAAAAAACAACAAACAAACACACCACAACAACUUUGAAAAACAAGUAAACAAUUAAGUGACUCAUUGGAAAAAGAAAUCCAAAUACAAAAGAAUUGAAGCUAGAGACUUCCAGUGAAAAAAAAAUUAUAAUAAUUGUUUGUAGAUCACGAGCGUACGCUCUCAGAUACUAUAUAGUCAGUAAAACGUUUCAAACGUCGAUCAGUCGCAAGCAAGCCACUGCAGUCGAUCGUGUGUCGAGAAACGUGCUUUUAGCGCGUUAAAAAAACAAGAGAAUAAAAAAUAAAAACUUUUACUUUGAACUUUAUCACGUUUUCUGUGCGUACAUUUAAAGAAAAAAUAACAAUAUCGAAUUGUUGCGUUUUAACGGUGAAAACGGUAAACCUAAACAACAAUCUGAAGGAACAAAGAAUUUAAUUUAUCCAGGCUUUGGCCGUUGUAUGGAGCUUUCUAAACAACCAUCGUAUUUUGGAGACGAGCCGGACCUCCUGUUCAAAAGCGCACAGGGCCGGAAUAGUCUAUUUUCUACGUGUAACGGUGCUGCAGCCGCCUCCGCCGCCGCUCCAGCUGCCGCUGCCACUACAGCUACCGCUAUUCCAUUACCAAUUAACGCAACAGCCAAAAUUAAUCUAGAAACCUCGCUAAAUGAUUGCGAAAGGGGCUACGUGCCAACGGUUGGCCGUUGGGGUGCCGAAUGGCCAAGUUGACUCGCCGAAGCCAGCUUGGUGCGAUGUGGCGCCGCCGCCAUUAACACAACAGCUGAUGAACCAGCUGUUGUUGUGGGCGCCGGCGCCAAUGGUUUAUCGGCGGGUUCGGUACGUAUUGGAUUGACUACGAACACCGUUCCUGUUCAAGAUAGACCACAAAACAACAACGACCAACGUAUUGUUGUCGCCCAACAGCAGCAAUGCAACGUGGCCAACAAGACGUGGUCGUCGGACAACCGCCAUGAUGUUGAUGAAAACCAUGUGGACGCUAAAAACGACACUGGUGAACGACACACUACUAAUGGUUAUGAUGCAGUUGGUGCAACAGCAGCACAAGUGGGAGCAACAGCAAUUGAGAAUGAAAACAAAAAUGUUACAACCAAUAUGGAAGCUGUUGUGGUCGGUGCAACCGCAUUUGACACCCACACGGCACAAAACCUUGACAAAGUGGAUAAUGUGACAUCAAAUGCAUCAUUGGAACGCUGCUCAAAUAUACGUAAAUUACUAGAAGAGCAGCAUCGCAAGUGGUGGCGCAACCAAUUGCAUGGCCAACAAGAAUGGUGGGCCGAUGAGGAUAACUACAAUUUAACUGCAUUCAAUCAAAUUAAUGGAAUCUGGCCACUGGGACAUCCACUACCAUUGCCCGAUUGGGCAACGGCCUGUGACGACGAACAUGCCAAAGGCGUCUUACACUUCGACUCGGUUUGGGAAUAUGAAGAUUUAAAUGCAAUUAUUGAGACCAAAUUGCAUCGUAUGCUUGAGGAAACACAUUAUGAUACCGUAAAUUUGUUCGUGGACUUUUAUCGCGCCUUCAAGCGUACACGUCGCUCGGAUCUCAAAUCGUUUUUCCAAUUCUACGACUUACCCAUAAACAGGCGUCAUCACAUGUGUGUCUCCCUAGCUAUGGAGAUAAUGACACGCAUCAUUGAGAUCUUUCCAGUAUUACAACAUUAUUUGUAUUUGGUUUCGUGCGAAGAACAGGUCAUGUCUCAGAGCGACUACAUUGAAGGUACUGAUGAAGUAGGCGGCUUAAAUUCUCCAGAUGCUAAUGUGGAAAAAGAACACGCUAUGGUUGCUAUGAAGAUUUCAGUUGCUGGACGCGAAGGUGUAAUGAUAUUGGAUCCUGGCUAUCAUAUUGGACGCGCUGUAACCGUGAUGUCCGAUCAAAUGUAUCCGCAUACAGGUUGGUUCACACAGUCUAAAGAGCCUCGUUUACAGCGUGAUUACUGCUACAACUAUUGUUUGCAUAGCAACAAAUAUGUUGAAUGGAUGGAACGUGAGACACGCGGCGAUGAGCAAUGUUUCAAAUCAUCACUCAUCUAUGUCGAACAGCCGUACGUGACAGCGAUCGAUGUAACAGUACGUCGUAAUCUAGUAUAUAACUUCCGUUCGCUGUUAUCGCGAGACGCAAAGGGGCGUGUUUUUGCGGGUAUUUACCUACCAAUUGUACCCAAUUGCAAUGAAUCACAUUUCACCAUAUUCUAUGACGGACCGAACGAUCAACGCAUAAAAGUGAAAUUCAUGUUCAACGUCUUCAAAAAUCCAGCAAAGAUUCCAGAUAAUGUACAACAACAUUUGAGUAAAGUAGCACCGCAGUUGAAUAUGAAGGAGAAAGAACUCACCGGACUCUGUAAAUCCUUAGCCGAGGUGAUAAACGAUCAGGACUUUAUACAGCAACUAUUAGCUAUAAAUGAGGAAAUCGGCAUUAUGUCAGCAGAAAAUUGACAAUUAAAGGAUAAAAAGGUCGAUGCUGAUCUGAAGGGUAUAGAAAAUAAUAAAUCGCCUAAGACGACGAAUAGCUCAACAACACAAACAGCUGCGACCGAGACGGUGCAUUCGGCCUCCAGUUCGAGUUCGGCAUAAACUUAAAAAAUUAACUAAACUUAAUUUUAUUUUCAAUUCAUACUUAUAAAAAGUUAAAGUAGAACAAGCAAAAAAAUAUAUUUAAAAAAAAAACAACAAAAAAACAACAAUUCUUCUUAAUGCACUUAAGUGAAACAACAAAAUUAAAGCAUGAAAUAUUAAGAAUAUAAAUAUAUACGGGGUUAAUAGUUUACUGGUAGUUUGAAAAUAUUUAUUCUUAACUUUUAACAAAAUUACUCCACACAUACAUAUACACAAGUUUACUCUAAUAAAAAAAUAUUCUAUUAUUAUGUACGGAAUACUUGAAGCAAAUAUUAAUCUUUAGAGAUUAUUUAUAACUACAUAUAUAAACGAAUAUAAGUAUGAUAACGAUUUAGUUUCACAGCCUAAAUAGUUUCACAAUAUUAAUUAGUAACGUUUGCUUUUCAUUUAAUUACCAUGUAACAUUUAAAUUUGAAACUGAUCACUGAUAUCAUGUCCUUCAACGCUAAUUUUAUCGACUUGAAAAACACAAAAGUUUUAGCAAUGCAUAGUGUAAUGUGUGUUGUGCACAUUUUAGGAAAUUAUUACGAAAAAACGUUAAAAUAAAGUUUUAAAACUAAGCUUGCAAACAGUAUUGAUAAAGCCGAAAUACAUAUGUACACAUGCAAACGCUUAAACACAAAUGAUACUUUUAAAUUCAAGCUUGCCACCGCAUACACCAAAACACGCAUCAGGACAUGGUAUCCUUAAAUAGUAAACUUAAACUUGUGAUUCCCCACUAGAAUCUGCCUAUUUACUUAUAUACCCGCAAGUUAAAUUAUUAUAUUAUUACUUGUUAUUGUAUCGAUCGUACUUUAAUUUAGUGUUUCCAAUAAAAUGCAAAAUAUCAAAAAAGAGAAAA